AUGGAGCUGGAGGUCUCUGACGACACUGAUAUAGAUAAGCUGCUGGAGUUACGAAACAAACUGAUGAGUCAGUUACAAAAGACUGAAUCAAACAGAGUACCAAAAGCUGCAUGCCCUUUUAGGUGUCAGAAGAGACGUUUAAACUGUGAAAACGUCUUGUCAACAAGUACCAUAAAAUGUGCAUCUAGUCUGAAAAGGCCAAGAAGUUCAUCUGAUGAGAAUUCUGCAGAUCAUUCCGCAGACAUACAGAAAACAAUUUUUUCUGAAAAUACUGGCUAUUGUGAAGAAAAUAGUGGCCAAGCUUCAUCUAGUCGUCCGAGUUCAUCAAAUGAACGAAGUUGGUCUUCUUUUUCCAACGAUACAAAUACUUCCAGUGCAUCGAAAAAUCGGGAAGAUAUUUCCUACGCAGCCAGUAAAACUGUUGACAGUCUCUUAUCAAACGACAACGCUUUGUCAUUGGAAGUGAACGCAUCCUCACCAAAUCUUGAUACUCAUAGAUAUCAGGUUAGGUAUUUAACAUUAUGA
Molecule: messenger RNA, 525 nt
Organism: Enterobius vermicularis (human pinworm)
Lineage: Eukaryota; Metazoa; Nematoda; Chromadorea; Rhabditida; Oxyuridae
Source: the annotation of a GenBank genome assembly